UAUCUGUGAGAUUUACAGAUAAGACCUAGCGAAGUGCUGGCGGGGCAGAACGCAUCCCGACUCAGGCCUGCCACACGCGGCAAAACGCCCCCCAGGGCCAGUCUCAGCCCCUCCACAGAAGUAACCACUGGACUUCCCAGCCAUGGGAGAGGUGACCACAGAGGAGGUGAAGAAGUUCCUGGACUCGAACAUCGGCUUUGCCAAACAGUAUUACAACCUCCGCUACCGGGCUAAGGUCAUUUCAGACCUGCUGGGGGCCAAGGAGGCCGCCGUGGACUUUAGCAACUACCACUCGCUGAGCAGCGUGGAGGAGAGCGAAAUCAUCUUUGACCUCUUGCGGGACUUUCGGGAGAACUUGCAGGCCGAGAAAUGCAUCUUCAAUGUCACGAAGAAGCUGUGCUUCCUCCUGCAGGCAGACCGCAUGAGCCUGUUCAUGUACAGGGCCCGAAAUGGCAGUGCAGAGCUAGCCACCCGGCUCUUCAAUGUCCACAAAGAUGCCGUCCUUGAGGAGUGUCUGGUGAUGCCCGACUCGGAGAUCGUAUUCCCCCUGGACAUGGGCGUGGUGGGACACGUCGCACACUCUAAAAAGCUCGUCAAUGUCCCCAACACAGAAGAGAAUGAACAUUUCUGUGACUUCGUGGACACCCUCACCGAGUACCACACCAAGAACAUCUUGGCUUCCCCCAUAAUGAAUGGCAAGGAUGUGGUAGCUGUAAUCAUGGCUGUGAAUAAAGUGGAUGGGCCUCACUUCACCAAGAGAGAUGAAGAGAUUCUUCUCAAGUAUCUCAGUUUUGCAAAUCUGAUCAUGAAGGUAUUCCACCUGAGUUACCUGCACAACUGUGAGACUCGGCGUGGCCAGAUACUGCUGUGGUCUGGGAGCAAAGUCUUUGAAGAGCUCACGGACAUCGAGAGACAGUUCCACAAAGCCCUGUACACAGUCCGAGCCUUCCUCAACUGCGACAGAUACUCUGUGGGGCUCUUAGACAUGACCAAGCAGAAGGAGUUUUUUGAUGUGUGGCCAGUCCUGAUGGGUGAGGUUCCGCCCUAUACUGGUCCCAGGACUCCAGAUGGAAGGGAAAUCAACUUUUACAAGGUCAUCGACUACAUCCUGCAUGGCAAGGAAGACAUCAAAGUGAUCCCGAAUCCGCCUCCUGACCACUGGGCUCUAGUCAGUGGUCUCCCCACUUAUGUUGCCCAAAACGGCCUGAUUUGCAACAUCAUGAAUGCACCCGCAGAGGACUUUUUCGAAUUCCAGAAAGAGCCUCUGGACGAAUCUGGAUGGAUGAUUAAAAAUGUCCUUUCUAUGCCCAUUGUGAACAAGAAGGAAGAAAUUGUUGGGGUGGCCACGUUUUACAAUCGCAAAGACGGGAAACCCUUUGAUGAAAUGGAUGAGACCCUCAUGGAGUCUUUGACUCAGUUCCUAGGCUGGUCCGUCUUAAAUCCUGACACCUAUGAGUCAAUGAACAAACUUGAAAACAGGAAGGAUAUUUUCCAGGACAUGGUAAAAUAUCAUGUGAAGUGUGACAAUGAAGAAAUCCAGAAAAUUCUGAAAACCAGAGAGGUGUAUGGGAAGGAGCCGUGGGAGUGCGAGGAAGAGGAGCUGGCUGAGAUCCUGCAAGAAGAGCUUCCAGAUGCAGAGAAAUAUGAAAUUAACAAAUUCCACUUCAGCGACUUGCCCCUGACAGAACUGGAGCUGGUGAAAUGUGGGAUACAGAUGUAUUAUGAGCUCAAAGUGGUGGAUAAAUUUCACAUUCCCCAGGAGGCGCUGGUGCGGUUCAUGUAUUCCCUGAGCAAGGGCUACCGCAGGAUCACCUACCACAACUGGCGGCACGGCUUCAACGUGGGACAGACCAUGUUCUCCUUGCUGGUGACUGGAAAGCUGAAACGAUACUUCACGGACCUGGAGGCCUUGGCCAUGGUCACUGCUGCCUUCUGCCAUGACAUCGACCACAGAGGCACCAACAACCUGUACCAGAUGAAAUCCCAGAACCCACUGGCCAAGCUCCACGGGUCCUCCAUCUUGGAAAGGCACCACUUGGAGUUUGGCAAAACAUUGCUGCGAGACGAGGGCUUGAAUAUCUUUCAAAACCUCAAUCGCAGGCAACAUGAACAUGCUAUCCAUAUGAUGGACAUUGCCAUCAUUGCCACAGACCUCGCCCUGUACUUCAAGAAGAGAACAAUGUUCCAGAAGAUCGUGGACCAAUCUAAGACAUAUGACUCGCAGCAGGACUGGACGCAGUACAUGAUGCUGGAACAGACACGGAAGGAAAUCGUUAUGGCUAUGAUGAUGACCGCCUGCGAUCUCUCAGCCAUCACUAAGCCCUGGGAGGUGCAGAGCAAGGUAGCUCUGCUGGUUGCUGCUGAAUUCUGGGAACAGGGUGACCUGGAGCGCACGGUGCUACAGCAGAAUCCCAUUCCCAUGAUGGACAGAAACAAGGCGGAUGAACUCCCCAAGCUGCAGGUCGGCUUCAUUGACUUCGUCUGCACUUUUGUCUACAAGAGGCUCUGCCUCUUCCAGGAAUUCUCCCGUUUCCACGAGGAGAUCACUCCCAUGCUCGACGGGAUCACCAACAACCGCAAGGAGUGGAAAGCACUUGCUGACGAGUAUGAUGCCAAGGUGAAGGCUCUGGAAGAGGAGAAGCAGAAGCAGCAGGCAGCCAAGCAAGCAGGAAAUCAGCCUGGCGGGACCCCGGGACUCGGAGGGGGCGCCCCGGCGUCCAAGUCAUGCUGUAUCCAGUAGGCCCACAGGGAUCUGCUGACCAGAAUGGCCCUGCCCAUCCUAGGAAGAGACCACCCAAGCCGGCGGCAAACAGGACACCUCCUUGAGAAGUAAUAGAGUCAUAGGAUUUGAAAGCUGAGUGAGACUUUAGCUUACUUCUUAUCCAGGGGCUUUCAAACAAUGUUCCAGCCUUGAGGAUUUUUUCUUGAGCUAAAACCAACAUUCUAGCUUUUGUAGACAUCAAUUAAAUAUAUAAUUAAUGCCAGA
Messenger RNA from Artibeus jamaicensis (Jamaican fruit-eating bat), 2986 nucleotides. RefSeq names its product phosphodiesterase 6A (gene PDE6A). Gene Ontology annotation, biological process: signal transduction. Lineage: Eukaryota; Metazoa; Chordata; Mammalia; Chiroptera; Phyllostomidae. The transcript has 22 exons. Gene Ontology annotation, molecular function: protein binding; 3',5'-cyclic-nucleotide phosphodiesterase activity. The coding region runs from base 143 to 2740 and encodes 865 amino acids. The record is from RefSeq and is a predicted model, not a curated record.